AUGAAGGUUAGACGUGAAAAAGGUUCGCGCAGUAUAUCGAACGAGGUUGCAAAAAGUAAACUUUCUGAGCGAAGAACUGCUUGCGAAUUUGAGCUGAUAUCAGCAGAGUUUUCAGGUGAAGGGUCGGAUACAAACAGCGAGAAUGGUUCCGAAUCAAGUAGCAUCGACUUUAGGCUAAGUAAUGAUGACAAGAAAGCUGAUUUUUCAAUGUUGCAGCCACGUGCACAGUCACCGACAAAUACAGGCCAAUUAAGAGCAAGAAGUAUAAAAAUCAUAGACAGUCUUGACCUAUCGAUGUCGAUAGCGCCACUAAUUGGAUCAUCACAUCAAGUUCCGACGAUAGAUGAUGGCCGCGCGAAUGGAGAAGCAUUACCUAUCAAUAUAGCAGGUGAGAAGUCGCACCAUGGUUAUCAUCAGGAAAUUUUCAACACGCAGGAAGCUAUUCACAAACCGACAAAAAUAUCAAAGCUUGUGCAACAGCAUCGAAACCAGGGUCAUAGGCGGUGCGCUGUCGCAUUAGAAAACUUCGUAGCGUGUGUGCAAUCCUCGCCGUCGGUAGAAACUUCUUUGGCCUUUCCAGGCAACAAUCAAAUUAAAUGGAAACCUACAGAGAAAGCGUCAAGCGUCUCAAUAGAGAAGCAAUUUUUUGCCCCCCCUUCACAAUCCUUAUUACAAAUAGGGAGACAAAGCAAGGGGAAUGGGAUCUCUUUCAGAAUGAAUUCGACAAGUGUAGAAGAACAGCAACUACUACAAUCUUUGGAUAAGCUCGAUCAACGUCUAUCGAAAGUCAGUAUUUUGGCAGAUUCAGAGCAUGAAAGGCGGCGGCAAGCCAACAGCAGAGAGCGGAAUUUGGAUAGCGUUGCCUCUCAGAAUACCAGAGGUCACGGCGCCGCCAGAAGCAAGCCCAAUGACGACACGUUGCGAGAUACUGGAGCCAUACAAAGUAAGUUAUACCAACCGGCAUCUAUAUCUGUACGAUCGUCUUCUUUGAAGCGCGCUCAGCGUUCUAGUGGUGUCCGUAAGGCUCGUGUUCGAGUCGGUGGGACCUUCGUCAAUGACGUUGGCUAUGUCUCCACAGAUGCAGGCGGAAAGCAUCAGCUUGCUGUAAAACGAACACUAUCAAAUAUGGUUUUCUAG
Plasmopara halstedii is the source of this 1137-nucleotide messenger RNA. RefSeq lists its product as uncharacterized. Lineage: Eukaryota; Oomycota; Peronosporomycetes; Peronosporales; Peronosporaceae. The coding region runs from base 1 to 1137 and encodes 378 amino acids. The transcript has a single exon. The record is from RefSeq and is a predicted model, not a curated record.